Molecule: messenger RNA, 1914 nt
Organism: Ogataea haglerorum
Lineage: Eukaryota; Fungi; Ascomycota; Pichiomycetes; Pichiales; Pichiaceae
Exons: 1
Coding region: 1-1914 (637 amino acids)
Biological process (GO): ribosomal small subunit assembly; translation
Cellular component (GO): ribosome
Molecular function (GO): rRNA binding; mRNA binding; structural constituent of ribosome
Source: RefSeq, a predicted model, not a curated record
AUGUUAACAAGAACACUGAGAUUGAUAGUGCGGACUAGGAGUCUGCCCAAAAGACAGGUACGCUGGUACAAUGGCUUGCCCCCGGAAGUUGAAGAGGAAUUUGGAAAGACCGUCGAAGAAAUUGGGUGUGAUGAUGACGGAUUUUUACUCAAGGAUAGCUUCUACACUGAGAAAACAUUCCGAAACUCGAAAUUCUACCAGCACAUGCAGAAGGUCCGCGCCGAGCAGGAACGUCUGAUUGAACUGAAAUUGAAAUAUCUUGCGCAACAGAACGAAGUCGACAUUGAGGAGCUGCGUAAACAAUUAAACGAGAGAGUGGAUGCACAAGUGAGUCAGGCCCGUAGAACCCAGCAGGCUAUCAAUGAUAACAUUGCAGCCUUUGAAAGAGAAAUGAGCUUGCCUUUCAAAGUGGACCUGGUUGGUGAUAUGUUAAAAAUUCUGAAGUUCGAGUCCGAUGAUCUGGAGAGCUCCCCCGUGUAUCAAUUUAUGGUGAAAACUGAUGCUUCCUUAGCACAAGAGCUCCGCACUCUUCUCGCGCGUGGUGUCUCUGCAGAGCAGAAAACGCAGCUGGAAUCCAGGUUAAGGCAGGGACUCUGGUCGGAGAGCAAGAGACGAGAAUUGCAAGAGCUGAUCAAAAAAAGAUAUGACGAGUUUGUGAACUUCAAACAAAAAGUGGAUACCGAGCCUAUCUCGAUCAACGAAAUCUUCGAGCUGCUAGAUAAAUAUCCUACCUUUGAGCAAAGCGAUCUCUACGAGGUCUUACGUGAAGUUGAUCCUAGAUUUGGAACACUUUAUGGAGAGGUUAGGAGUCUCGCAGAAGGAGAGGAGCGAAAAUUGCGUCGCAUACAACUGAACAGACUACUUGCUGACGAGAGUUCCGGGAUUUGGAAAGUUCUGAACGAUCUGGAGAGCCCUGAAUUCAAGACGGUCAAAAGUGUCCUAGAGGACGAAAGUGCAAAGUUUGAGCCGCUGAGUGCGGAAAGUCUGGUCGCAUAUGCGCGUAUUGCUGAGAAAGAUGAGGAUCUAGAGAUUUUUGAUUCCAUUGACGAAUCUCUGAGUGUUUUCCUGCAAAAAGCUCGCGACAACGAGAAUGACGAAAGAGUUGUUGCUGAAGUGCACGAUCUAUUGACCACUGAGGGCCCCUUGAAGGACUUCUUGGAAGACACCAAGAGCGAACUAUAUCAGAAGGUGCAGGCCAAGGUCAACAAAGCAAGGAUUAAAUACCACAAGGAGGUGGUGUUGAAUCCGCUAACUAAAGAGAUCAAGAGCCUUGCCAAAGAAGACCAGUCCAACCUGAGUCCUGAGGUGGCUCAGAUCAAUAAAUAUUACGACCUUUUUAUCCAAACGAUGCAUGAACUAGAGCAGGAGCUGAAGAGCGGAGAGUAUGAGCCAAUCUCUUCAAAAGUGCACCUUGAGGCCCCAAGCCUUCUUGACCGUGAACCGACUCCCCAACAGCUCGCUGAGGUUCAAAAAAUAAACCGUUCGAGGAGGUACGACGCUGAAGAUGACACUCUCCGUUUCUGUGCUCACAUGAUAAUGCACGGAGGUAAAAGACAGCGUGCAAGAAGAUACAUCAAUCAGGCCCUGUAUCUGGUGUAUCUUGAAACUAGGGAAAACCCCGUGGACAUUUUGAAGCAGGUCAUAGACACUGUGGCUCCUUUGGUGGUGACGCGCGUUGUGAAAACCGGAUUUGCCAAGAACUACUCAAUUCCUGCUCCCUUGACUCCUCGACAGCGGAUGCGUACUGGGUUCAAAUGGAUUUUGGAGGCCAGUGAUAGCCGUGCUUCAAACGACUUCCCCGUGCGUCUUGCCGAAGAAAUCUUGAACGUUUACAGAGGAAACUCCAAACUUCUUGAGAAGAAGACCUCUUUGCACAAACAAGCCAUUUCCGUGAGAUCUUACCUGAAGCUGUGA